GCGCGUUUUGUUCGCAGCGUGGAAUUCACCAAAGUGCCAUGCAACACUUCCCGUCCACGACAGCAUGUAUAUGUGACGAAUUCCAAUCCUGAGAAACGUCAGCCAUCGAGAUGUUAUAGGGACACAAACAACAGAUCAAGAUUUGUACAUUGCGACGCAAUGGCAACCCUGGACGCAUUACAAUUGCUCAAAUCCUCCAUCGCAGCAUCGAAACCGCCAAUUCUCACAAAAACCUCGGAUCCUGCGAGCGCAGGAGAAAACCCGACAGACUCCUUUGUCGAAGCCACUUAUCUCUACUUUACCUACCCCAACUCUCUGUGUCUGCCGUUAGACACGAAGACCAGAUUUAUAUCUCAGAAUCCAGACACAACAGAGGUUGACCUGCGGAGUAUAUUCUUCGCUUGGCUACAGAAAGAUGUCACGGUACCCGAGUACAUUGCCCUCGCGGCCGAGCUGGAUAAACAAUUGCCUGAAGGACAGAAAGUGCGCAACCUGAUAUUCGUGGAGAGGUUGGACUUGAUCACCUGGCUGGAAGGCGCAUCAGAUGAGUCGGAAUAUAUCAAGCCCAUUGAAGGUGCCGCGGCGGCGGCCGACGCCGCCAGAGCAGCGGAUGUUGCUGGAGGUGCUGCAGUACCGACAAUCAGCGGCUCAGGUGUCGGCGUCACACAGACGGCGGGUGGAAGACCAGUCAAGGUGAUUGAUGCGAGGCUACAAGCUAUCUACAAUGGCGAGCGGAAGAUGGGCGACCACAACUCCGUCUUGCGCGGCGUGAAACCUACGGACUUUUCUCACGUUCGCAAACAUGCAGAGACCUUCCUCGGUCGACGGAAGGGUGUGCCAUCGUCGUCUAAAGCAGGGCAGGUUUCCAAAUCCGCUCAGCUUGCGAGUCGACCGGCUGCAGCAGCUUCUAUACCAGCGAAAGUCCCAUCAGCAGUUUCGUCGAAACGAUCAGAUCCGAUCAUUCUGCUGUCUCCGUCCGCAUCGUCCCUGCUGCGCAUGUCGAAUAUCAAGACGUUUCUCGACACUGGGCUCUACGUGCCGCCUGAUCAUCCGACCUUGUCGACGCAGACGACAGCUAACUUGCUGCAUAUUACGCGUACGCUGCAUUCACUUAGCGAGAAACCGUAUCGGUUCAUUCUCGUCGAUUCUCCCGAGCAGUUCAAGCCUGAUUACUGGAGUCGAGUCGUCGCGGUGUUCACAACGGGUCAGAUAUGGCAGUUUAGGGGGUACAAAUGGAGAGAACCGCAGGAGUUAUUCGGGCAUGUUCUUGGUAUCUUCGUGGGUGAGAAAGGAUUGCCAAUACCCGGAGAGGUAAGAGGCUGGGGAAGCAGUGUCAAGACAUUCGCUGUCGAGCGGUGGGAUGAGAGGGCUCAUGGCGGCAGUGUGGAUCAGGAUACUCGGGCCGGGAGGCGGUGGAGGGAUCGGGAAACGGUCGAAGAGGUGUGGCGCUCGAUUGAGGCCUAUAUGAGAGGGCGUGGAGAGUGGAGGCGAUGAGUGCCCUCAAGGUGUGUUCAAAGGUCAACAGUUUCAUGGGUGGACUAUUGUUCCAGCACGAGCAUACAUCAUCCUGCCCAGCUC
This is a messenger RNA of Exophiala viscosa, 1578 nucleotides long. RefSeq names its product RNA pol II accessory factor, Cdc73 family-domain-containing protein. Bases 160 to 1494 code for a protein of 444 amino acids. The transcript has 2 exons. Gene Ontology annotation, molecular function: RNA polymerase II complex binding. The record is from RefSeq and is a predicted model, not a curated record. Lineage: Eukaryota; Fungi; Ascomycota; Eurotiomycetes; Chaetothyriales; Herpotrichiellaceae. Gene Ontology annotation, cellular component: Cdc73/Paf1 complex. Gene Ontology annotation, biological process: transcription elongation by RNA polymerase II; positive regulation of transcription elongation by RNA polymerase II.